Molecule: messenger RNA, 561 nt
Organism: Vitrella brassicaformis
Lineage: Eukaryota; Vitrellaceae
Source: the annotation of a GenBank genome assembly
CCAAGAUCAGGCUUGGAGGCCAUGGAGGGUUACUCCACGGAGGGCCUGCGAACCGUGAGAGACCUCAAGAUGCUGCUCCUCGACGGCACUGGAGCCAUCUGGUAGGCAGCUGCCUGUCAGUGACUGACUCAUAUCAUCAUGGGAUGCGGUGUGUACGGACGUACUGUAUGUGUCUUGUGUACGUGUCUUGAUUCCCCUUGUCAGGUGGGGCACGGAGCUGACUGAUGUGGUCUUCGUCGGUCACGAGGACGCGCAGGACAGCCAGACCAUUGCCGAGGUGUUUGGCGCACAGGGGAGCUCCAAAGACCCUUUCAACCCUAUCGUCAUCAAGCAGAUGGCGCCAUGGCCCACUGACGCUGCCUAUCAGGCUGCCAUGGCCACCACCACACCGUCUAACGCCCAGACAAGUGAGACGGAUAUGAGAUGUAUUGUAUGCAUAUCGCCCCCUCUUGGCUGUUUUCAUUGCUUGGUUCAGAUGCCGAUACCAUGAAUCAAGAGGGGCCGCUCAGACGUGCCUUCCACCGCGUCGCACGCGUGUUCGCACCCAACCAAAACGACUGA